Linnemannia hyalina is the source of this 1308-nucleotide messenger RNA. The record is from the annotation of a GenBank genome assembly. NCBI's taxonomy places the organism in Eukaryota, Fungi, Mortierellomycota, Mortierellomycetes, Mortierellales, Mortierellaceae.
AUGUCACAGCCACUUGCAACGCCACAGUCCCAGGGCACAAAGCCCGUAGGACUAGAGGAACUAGACGACAUAGAACAAGUGGUCCAAGGCUUCGACAUCCAGGACUUACAAUCACCCUCCUCACCCUCUUCACCGACUUCUGGACAGCAGCAACAGCAAUGGCGCUACUUUGCAGUACGAGAGGGUCUGCAGGGUAUCAAACGGAUCAUCGGGACUAGGUUGGCAGGCGGGAAGGAGAUCCUUGUUACCAGGAGUCGUUCUACAACCUCGGUCGCGUCUGUGACGAUCGCUGCAGCGACUGAUGAGUCCGAGGCGGUUGUUGCGGUUGUAGGAUCUAUGACGAGAGAGCAUGUGCAUUUCGAGGAGGAGGUGUUAAGUGAUGUGGAGGAGGUUUUUAGCGACGCGGAUGAGGAUGUGGAUACGGAUCGGCAGUCUGCGAAGCAGAGUUUGAGGGGGUUGGAGCAUGCGCUUAUGGCUAGUAUUGCGAAGACUGGUCCUAAGCAGGAGACUGGUCGAUUGUUCGAUGGAGGGAUAUUGACGAGUGCGAACCAGAAGAAAUGGUAUCACACUGCCUUACCCGUCAACUGGAUCCAGAAGCUAUCGAGCGAGUACCAUUUCGGCAACUAUGUCAUCACCGAUCGCGAGACGGGGACGAAGGUGUGGGAAGAUAUGCCGAUCUAUGCAAGGAUUGGGAUGCAUCUUCUGUUCGCCGGCAUGUUUGACCGCAAAGUGGCAAAGACACACAGGAUCCAGCACCUGUUCUCGGUCGAGUCUGUGAACCAAGGCCGCAACUUUGAUGCACCCGAAUCUGUCGCUCAGAUCCCGCAUUUCAUCAAGACCUACAAGCUGAACCUAUCCGAGUUGUUGGAACCCGAUCUGUCCAAGUACUCCUCUUUUAAUCAGUUCUUCUACCGCAAACUAAGGCCCGAUGCGCGGCCUAUUCAUCAAAAGGCCAAUCCUGUUACUGUUAUUGGGUUGGAUCCUGUUGUUCAUGGGGAGGGUGGUGCUAAUGAAGGCGGCGGUGUGGGUGAGGAAGUGGUGGAGAGGUGUGUGUUUGUCUCGAUCGGAGCUCUUCUCGUGGGAUCGAUUGAACUAACAGGAGCAAAGGACGCAGGGACCCGUCUAGAAAAGGGCGACGAGCUAGGAUAUUUCGCCUACGGAGGGUCUACAUGCAUCCUCUUGUUCCAGCCAGGAUCUGUCCGGUUUGAUGAGGAUUUGGUGGCGACCUCGCUGAAGGGGUUGGAGACGCUUGUUAAGAUGGGGGAGCGGAUUGGGGAAAGGGCAGGACCUGUCGCUCCUCCUUCGUAG